UGAGGUGGGUGCUCGCUAUUGGGUGUCGUCUGCGCCAAAUAUACCUAUUUAAAGCAGACCAAUUUUACAAUCGACAGCCAAAUUCAUCUAAAAUGCCGCACAGAGACGCAGAACAAAUUUCCAUCUUUCGCUCCCAAAUCGAACACAGAAGUUGAGUCUCGUAUCCAUACUUCUAACUCGAAUUUAUUGUUCUUAAUCUCCAUUCUUGCUGAUCUCCUCUUGACUACAUGCAGAUUCGAGGACGAAACUCUACGAGUUCUCGAAUCCAUUCUGGUCGCCAAAGAUGUCAAAUCGUUGCUCGUAGUCCGGUUGAGCUUGAAGGAGUUCAUGAGGCGCGAAUCUCUGCGUAUUAUUCGCGAAAUCGAGGGGAAAUCUGUUGAGCAUAAGCUUUCCGUACUCGAUUUUCUUGUUCGAGCUUUCGCCCUUGCUGGCGAUGUUGAGGCACAGCUUCGAAAUUUUUUUCGUCUUAUUACAUAUAAUUCGUGUUCAUACUCAAGAUCAAUAAUAGGAGUUGUUGAUUUCCUUGAUUUACUCUCAUCACAAUAUACAAUAAUUCUAGUCAUACCUUGUUGCCUUCGUGUCUUCAAAUGAAUAGGCUCUUAUUGCCCUUGCUUAUUUUCUAGUUUACAUGUUAGUUGAUUCAACUUUGCCAAGAGUAAUAUAUUUUUCGUCAAAUUAUUGCAUUGGUUUAGGAAUAACAUGUAAAGUGACCAUCACACGGCACACCUUGACAUUUGAAAUGAAUAAGUUGACGUCGAGCUUGGAAGUAUUUAUAGUUUACUUUUAUGUUUAUAUAUGCCAACUUACAAACAAAAAAAUGUUGAUUCAAUUUAGAUUGCUAUUGCACUACGUGUUUAUGGUAGUGUCAUGGAAUGAGAUACAUUCAUGUUUUGUAUGAUAUAACAAGGUUCUUCCCAAGUUUUUCUGUAAAAAAAUAGUACCGAGAACUCUGAACUGAAAUUUGAAUGUGUCUUGGGACACAUCCAAUUCUUUCAGAGCUGCUUGGCAUUGAGAUAUGAAGCUUUGGUUCUGCGAGAACUGAUGUCAGCAAGCACCAAAUGGCUGCAAGUUUCAUACAGAGAAUGGAUGACUUUUGCCAAGCAUUCUCUUGAUAAUGGAUUCCAUUCCAAUGCCAGAAAGGCAUGUGAAAAUGCACUAUCAUGCUAUCAGAUCAAUGGAAUGCUUGACACUAAUACAGAUGAUCUUGAAGUUCUCGACAGUAUUAGAAGACUCAAGGAUGUUGCUACGGCAUUGUCUGCUUCACAUUCUGGCGAGUAUUGUUUAGACUAUAAACUUUUCAAAUUUGUUCAUUUUGUCAAACACGGUAACUCUGGCCAGCCGUGAGUCAUUUUGAUAAUUGUAAGAUAUGGAUGUUGACUACUACCAAGAUAUAACAAU
This is a messenger RNA of Diospyros lotus (date-plum), 1398 nucleotides long. RefSeq names its product protein DOUBLE-STRAND BREAK FORMATION. Gene Ontology annotation, biological process: meiotic DNA double-strand break formation. NCBI's taxonomy places the organism in Eukaryota, Viridiplantae, Streptophyta, Magnoliopsida, Ericales, Ebenaceae. The record is from RefSeq and is a predicted model, not a curated record. The coding region runs from base 1042 to 1344 and encodes 100 amino acids. The transcript has 2 exons.